AUGGGUCUUGGUAAUACUGUUGUUGAUGAGAAUGAUGCCUCAAACCAAGACCGUGCCAAGGCCAUGAUUUUCCUUCGUCGUCAUUUAGAUGAAGGAUUAAAAAUAGAGUAUCUUACUGUCAAAGAUCCUCUUGUCCUUUUGGCGAGAUUUGAAAGAAAGAUUCGACCACCUGAAGUCACUGAUGAAAAUAUGUUAGAGAAAACAUUCUCUACUUUUCAUGUCUCUAAUAUGCUCCUGCAGCAGCAAUAUAGAGAGAGAGGAUUUAAAAAAUAUUCUGAACUUAUUGCAUGUCUUCUGUUGGCUGAACAAAAUAAUGAAUUACUGUUGAAAAAUCAUGAGUCCCGACCAACUGGUGCAAGUCCAUUCCCUGAAGCGAAUGGGACUCAAUUUCAAAAUUCUGGUCGAGGUCGUGGACGUGGCCGUAGAGGUGGCCGUGGAAGAAGUCGUGGACGUGGCCGUGGCCGUGGACGUGAUCGUAGUAGAUUUGUGCCUCGUGAAGAUUAUAGCCGUGGCAAGCAACAAAAUAUUUCCCAAAAAGGAGAAAAUAACUACGAUCCGAAAGAAGGAGAAAAGAAAGUUUAUGAAGAAAAAUGCUACCGAUGUGGUAUGGAAGGUCACUGGUCCCGUACCUGUCGUACGGCUGAACAUCUUGUUGACCUCUAUCAAGCAUCAUUGAAAAAGAAGGACAAAGAUGUCGAGACAAAUUUUAUCGAUCAAUAG
Coffea eugenioides is the source of this 720-nucleotide messenger RNA. RefSeq lists its product as uncharacterized. The record is from RefSeq and is a predicted model, not a curated record. Gene Ontology annotation, molecular function: zinc ion binding; nucleic acid binding. The transcript has 2 exons. NCBI's taxonomy places the organism in Eukaryota, Viridiplantae, Streptophyta, Magnoliopsida, Gentianales, Rubiaceae. Bases 1 to 720 code for a protein of 239 amino acids.